Messenger RNA from Castor canadensis (American beaver), 539 nucleotides. RefSeq names its product diazepam binding inhibitor, acyl-CoA binding protein (gene Dbi). Gene Ontology annotation, cellular component: mitochondrion. Gene Ontology annotation, biological process: fatty acid metabolic process. Gene Ontology annotation, molecular function: fatty-acyl-CoA binding. Lineage: Eukaryota; Metazoa; Chordata; Mammalia; Rodentia; Castoridae. The record is from RefSeq and is a predicted model, not a curated record.
GGCUGGGCAUUUAAAGGUGCUUGCCAGUUCGCUCUUCUACGCUAACGCGUGCAGCUCCCUGGUUUCCUGGCCGGCUCUCUGGGAUCCUCGUGACCGCGCCAGCAUGUCUCAGGCUGAGUUUGACAAAGCUGCUGAGGAAGUUAAGCGCCUCAAGACACAGCCAUCAGACGCUGAGAUGCUGUUCAUCUACAGCCACUUCAAACAAGCCACCGUGGGCGACAUAAAUACAGAGCGGCCAGGGAUGUUGGACCUCAAAGGCAAGGCCAAGUGGGAUGCCUGGAACCAGCUGAAAGGGACAUCCAAGGAAAAUGCCAUGAAAGCUUACAUCGACAAAGUAGAAGAGCUAAAGGGGAAAUAUGGAAUCUAAGAGACUGGAUUUGGUUGUCAGCCACACACUUAAUCUAAAAUAAUGCAUAAUGCCUUGUUUUUUUCUAAUACUGUGGAUGAUGUGGCUCUUAACAGAUUAAGGACAGAAUUAGUUACUGGCUCUCCCUUAGUAGUUUUUAUCUGAAAUCAAUUAAAAGUACAUUUGUUACUUU